This is a messenger RNA of Anopheles darlingi, 2124 nucleotides long. RefSeq names its product tRNA-dihydrouridine(47) synthase [NAD(P)(+)]-like (gene Dus3). The transcript has 4 exons. Gene Ontology annotation, molecular function: metal ion binding; RNA binding; flavin adenine dinucleotide binding. The record is from RefSeq and is a predicted model, not a curated record. Lineage: Eukaryota; Metazoa; Arthropoda; Insecta; Diptera; Culicidae. Gene Ontology annotation, biological process: tRNA processing. The coding region runs from base 69 to 1925 and encodes 618 amino acids.
ACGUGGUUUUUAGCGCAAUAAUAAACAGAAAGUGCUCCGGUUUUGUGCUCCGAAUCGAAAUCCGAAUCAUGGACGACGGAAUAUGCCGCAUAAAGGCAGAAUAUCUUAUUCCGCGCGCCGUUCCCGAAAAGCCGGCUGAAAAUGCGGAACCAAUCGUGCCGGUAGCAGCGGAGCAGGAACCUGAAAACAAACCGGUCGGAAAUGACGACGGCCCACCGGCCGAGAAGAAGGGUCGGUACGAGAGCGAAGGAAAGAAGAAAAAGAACCGUGGCCAGAACAAGGGGCGGCAGCUACCGUUUAAGGAGGAUGAUUCGCUGCGCCUCUGCAAAUCGUUGCUGGAUGGUCCCCAAGAAGAGGGCAGCGGUAAAAAGUGUUCCAACCCCAACUGUCGCUACUCGCACGAUCUCGGCCGGUUUCUACAGCUAAAGCCGAAGGACAUCGGCGACAAGUGCUACAUUUACUCCGUGAAAGGCUACUGUAACUUCGGCGUAACGUGUCGCUUCGCCGGUGCCCAUUUGGAUGAGCAGAAUCGAAACAUCUAUCCCGCCGAUCAUAAGACGGCCGACGAUUCGAUGCUGGUUUCCACCUGGCUCAGUACAGAUCUUCAGCAUAUCCUACGCAAGAAGAAGUACAACUUCAACAAAUCGACCAAAAUUGUAAAUAAGUUUGAAAAACUACAGCAGGAAGAGCGAGUGGAAAAGGCCAAGGCACCAACAGAGGAACCAGCAAAUGGUAAUGGUGAAACAACCAUCUCGGAAGCGGUAGAGAUAACGGGUGCGACCGAAACUCCAGCAGCAGUACCAAUUGGUGCAGUAACGGACGAAGAUCUGAUCAUUCUGCGUAGCGCGGAACGGAAACGGAUCAAUUUCCGCGACAAACUGUACCUUAGCCCACUGACAACGGUCGGCAAUUUACCGUUCCGGCGCAUCUGCAAAGAGUACGGUGUAGACAUUACGUGCGGCGAGAUGGCCUGUGCCAUACCGAUCAUAAACGGUGCGAUACAAGAGUGGGCCCUCACGAAACGCCACGCCAGCGAGGACCUGUUCGGGGUGCAGCUGUGUGGCCACAAGCCAAAGCUGGUAACGUACGCCGCGCAAAUCAUCGCCGAAAAGGCCGAUGUCGAUUUCAUCGACCUCAACAUUGGCUGUCCGAUCGAUUUGAUCUUCAACCAGGGCGGUGGCAGUGCUCUCCUGCGGCGCCAGAACGUGCUCCAGGUGAUGGUACAGAGCUGCUCGCGACUCUUGGCGGACUAUGGAAAAGAGUUUACGGUCAAAACGCGUAUUGGUAUCUACAACAACAAACCGAUCGCCCAUGAGUUGGUGCCGCGUUUCGAGGAAUGGGGUGCCAGCUUAAUAACGAUUCAUGGGCGCACGAAAGAGCAACGCUACACGAAGCACGCCGAUUGGGAGUUUGUGCAGCGUUGUGCCGCUCAAGCAAGUUCCGUUCCCGUCUACGGAAAUGGAGAUAUUUAUUGCUACAGCGACUACGAGUCCGCCAGGGAACGCUGUCCGAAUGUAGGCGGUGUUAUGGUGGGUCGUGGUGCGCUCAUUAAACCGUGGGUGUUCCAGGAAAUCAAGGAGCGUAAAAAUCUGGACCCGUCCAGCAGCGAGCGGUUCGAGAUGCUCAAACGCUACGUUAACUAUGGACUCGAGCACUGGGGUAGCGAUACGAAGGGUGUAGAGAAUACGCGCCGCUUUCUGCUCGAGUGGCAAUCGUUUCUGUAUCGAUACGUACCGUACGGGCUGCUGGAGCGGCCACCCCAACGCAUCAAUCAGCGACCGGAAGCGUUCCGAGGACGGGACGAUCUAGAAACUCUCAUGGCAUCAGCAAACUGCAACGACUGGGUUAAGCUAAGUGAAAUGUUACUCGGACCCGUCCCAGAAGGGUUCAACUUUGUACCGAAGCAUAAAGCCAAUGCGUAUUAAUAAACCCAAGAGAUUACGAAAUUUACCACGAUUGGCGGCGUCUAUCGAACCGGUAAGGUAGGUAUCAAUGUACCUUACAGUCCUCGUAGUGUAAAUUGUAAUUCAACCCGCAAAAUGUAAAUAAAUCGGAUUUACCGAAACGGUUGAUUGGAAGUCCUCCGUCAGCGAUUGUUAGCAUCUUGUACUCUACUCCUGACAA